Molecule: messenger RNA, 6974 nt
Organism: Hippocampus zosterae (dwarf seahorse)
Lineage: Eukaryota; Metazoa; Chordata; Actinopteri; Syngnathiformes; Syngnathidae
Gene: secisbp2l
Product: SECIS binding protein 2-like
Exons: 18
Coding region: 273-3518 (1081 amino acids)
Biological process (GO): selenocysteine incorporation
Cellular component (GO): ribonucleoprotein complex
Molecular function (GO): mRNA 3'-UTR binding; ribonucleoprotein complex binding; selenocysteine insertion sequence binding
Source: RefSeq, a predicted model, not a curated record
ACUCCUUCCGCUCAGGUGACUCCAGUUUCCACUGGAGAGUCGGCUUGGGCUUUAGUCGCUGUUAGCAAGUGGCCAACGGUCGGAGUUAGCGCACUGCGAACGGACGUUUCUCCGCCUGAAAGCCCGUUUGUACGUUCAGUCAGAUCCGAGUGUAUACUUUGUUGAACCUUUGGGGAUUGUUGUUGUUCAUCACCAUGAAGAAGAUAAAAAGGCCCACAUCCUGACGUCCACUGUGGGGUCAAUGACGGACAGUCGCCGCGUCGGUGACUGACAUGGAUGCAAGUGACAUUAAGGAUGUGAAACUUUCCGCCGAAGUGGAACCGUUCAUCCCCCAGAGGAAAGGUCUCGAAGGAUCCCUGAUCAGCAUGAGUUUGUCUGGAGAGCUGGGAGGAGGAGGCGGUGGAGGCAUAGGAGGGGCUAGCGGAGGGGUGGAAACUACUCCUAUACCGAGUUACCUCAUCACCUGCUACCCUUUUGUUCAGGAGAACCAACCCAACAGGCAGCAGCAUCCAAUGUACAAUGGAGGGGACCUGCGCUGGCAUCAGCCUAACGCUGGCCCCGGUGGUCCCUACCUAGCAUACCCAAUCAUGUCUUCCCCUCAGCCACCUGUGUCCAAUGACUAUGCCUACUACCAGAUAAUGCCUGCCCCGUGCCCCCCCAUGAUGGGCUUCUACCAGCCAUUUCCUGGCACUUAUGCUGGGCCAGUGCAGCCUGGGGUUGUUAAUCCAGUCUCGGCAGAUAUUGGCGAAAGGCCUCUGCCUCUUGGGACGGCAUAUGGGAUAGCGAAUCACAGAGGGAGAGGCAUGCUCCGACCUAAUACACCAAAGCAACAUUUAGGUGUUUGCCAGCCAGCAAGGGGCCGCCGCCCCCCAAACAGGACUUUGGCUGUGCAGAAGGAUGUGUGCAACAUUGGUCAUGAUGGUUGGACAAAGAAAGUACUACUGGUGGAUGCAGCCCAGCAGACAGAUUUCCCAGGUGAGGUAUCCGGGCAUUUUUUUGGGGAGCCAGCCAAUCCACUACCGUGGAAGAACCGAACAAAGAGGCAAGGGGCAUCCAAUGCAGCCGAAACCUACAGCGAUCGGGGCAUCAGUGAAGCUGACAUAGAUAGUGACAGUGGAUACUGUAGCCCCAAACAUAAACAGGCAGCAGGAGGAACACCUCGAACAGCAGAGAACUCCGCAUCAUCCACAGGAGUUGAGACUGGUGUAAUGACAACAGGUACAUGGGUAAAUUUCCACAGAGCAGACCAGAGGAAGAAUACCGAACAGAGUAACAGCUCAACGGAUUUUCGCAGGGCCUGUCCUGGGCGUGGUCUUCCAAACCAGUCGGAACAAAGACAGCAGCCAGGACUGGUCACACGAGACGAGAUCACUCCAGAGCCCCUUUACUUUGAAGAUGAAGAUGAGAGGGAUGAGUUCCCAGACCUACCCACCGGAGGUGGUGUCCAGCGCUCCUCCAAAGCAGAAGCACCUCCAGCACAAACGCAAAUGCAGCCAAAACUGCAUAGAAAUCUGCUAGAAAACCUAGCAGACAACUCGCCGAUCAACAUUGUGCAGACACCAAUCCCGAUUACCGCAUCUGUUCCCAAGAAGGCCAAGAGCCAGAGGAAGAGGGCUUUGGCUGCUGCUAUGGCCACUGCUCAGGAAUACUCAGAGAUUAGUAUGGAGCAGCAAAAAUUACAGGAGGCUCUCACCAAAGCAGCUGGCAAGAAGAGCAAAACUCCUGUCACGCUGGAUUUAGGAGAUAUGCUGGCUGAUUUGGCUAAACAGCAGCUGGCAAUGAAGGCCAAGCAAAUCACCAACACCAAGCCGCUAUCUUUCGCAGUUGGAACAACUAUGCCAUUCCACAGUACAGGCAGCUUGGCAGCUAUGUUGAAGGGUCAUCCUCAACCACACUUGGGCUCCCCUAACAUUCUGGAUUCAACUGCACCGCGUAUAAAACGAGGGAAGGAGCGGGAGAUCCCUAAAGUCAAGCAACCAACACCUCUCAAAAAGAUUAUUCUUAAGGAGAGAGAAGACAAAAAAGUGAAAACAAGCAUGGCGCGAGAGUCACGUGGCCAAGAAGAGCAUGGGGAUGAUUGUUUACAUUUUACUGAAGAUCUUUCCCAGGAGCCUGUCUGUCAAGAAGAAAAUGGCCUGAGUGUCCCUAGUGACACAUCCCUUUCCCCAGCCAGCCAGAACUCGCCAUACAGCAUCACCCCUGUAUCACAGGGUUCUCCUUCGAGCUCCGGCAUCGGGAGUCCAAUGGCUUCAAACGCAAUCACAAUAAUCCACAGUCGCCGUUUCAGAGAGUACUGUAACCAAGUGCUGAGCAAGGAGAUCGACGAGAGCGUGACGCUCCUCCUCCAAGAGCUUGUCCGUUUCCAAGAACGUUUCUCCCAGGAGGACCCCAACAAGGCCAAGUCUAAACGCCGCCUCGUCAUGGGCCUACGGGAGGUCACCAAGCACAUGAAGCUGCGUAAGAUCAAGUGUGUCGUUAUCUCUCCCAACUGUGAAAAGAUCCAAGCCAAAGGUGGUUUGGAUGAAGCUCUGUACAAUGUAAUUGCUAUGGCAAGAGAGCAGGGGAUCCCGUUUGUGUUUGCUUUGGGCAGAAAAGCGCUCGGGCGCUGCGUCAACAAACUAGUGGCUGUUAGUGUGGUUGGCAUCUUCAACUAUUCUGGAGCUGAGCGUCUAUUUGACCACCUCGUGUCGCUAACAGAAGAGGCCAGGAAGGCCUACAAGGAAAUGGUGUCAUCUUUGGAGCAGGAGCAGGCAGAGGAGGCUUUGAAACACGUCAAAAAAGUGCCACACCACAUGGGGCAUUCGCGCAACCACUCUGCAGCGUCUGCUACCUCCUUUUGCUCCGUCAUCUCUGAGCCAAUCUCGGAGGUCAAUGAGAAGGAAUAUGAGACCAACUGGAGAAGUAUGGUUGAAAAUUCUGACAUGCCGGAGCCAACGGAGGCCGAAAGAAGUGGCCCCUCCCCUUCCGUUGCCCCCCACAGAGACAAUGAGACCCCGGCAGUCCCAACAAACGCUGUCCCACAGAAGGCGGCGCUCCCGACGCAGGCCCACGGCGAGCGGGAUGAGGUCCGUGCCGACGACCGCUUGGAGCUGGCCUCCCAGCAGAGCACCGAGACGGGCUCGCUGGAUGGCAGCUGCAGGGGCCCAUUGAACUCCUCCAUCACCUCCACCACCUCCACCCUGGUCCCCGGCAUGUUGGAGGAGGCAGAGGAGGAGGACGAGGAAGAGGAGGACUACACGCCCGGACCCAUUUCCAUGGAGGUGCCCACCCUCAACAGCCGCAUCGAGUCGUGGGUCUCAAAGACCCUGGAGAACAUGCAGCUGGGGAAGAGCCAAGACAGUACAGAGGAGGAGGAGGAGGAGGAGGAGGAUGAAGAGGAGGAGGAGGAUGAAGAAGAGGAGGAGGAUGAGGAGGAGAGAGCACAAAGCGAGGAUGAGGAAGGCCUUGUUUCAGACGCUAUUGCAAAUUGCAACUUGGAGAGCAAAGAGCAGGUGGAGGCCAAGGAGGUCCCGGCCUGACAUUGUCUCUCCUCCUCCCCGUCUUCCUCUUCCCUCCGGUCUCUGCCACAUGUUCUGAUCCCAUAAAACCAGCAGCUGUUCUUGCAUCUUCACCGCCUGACACCAGACCUAAUCUUGCAGCUACCCAGGGCCUGAUUUACUCCAUAUUUGCGUGUGCAUGGAAGCUGAUCGACUAACUGAUAACCAAUCUCUUCCAUUUAUGUGAAGCCAUAAACAAAAGUUAUCGCGGCGUAUUGUCUAUUCAGCAAUGCACUAUUGGAGCUUCUUAAUCUCAGACCUAAGUGUUCAUCGAAAUCGAGGCAGUGGUUCCUUUGCUGUCGGGCAAAAUCCUCGCAUCUCCUUACUUCUCAGCAAAUCCAAAAAACGCUACCUUACCUGAACACCACGCUGUUCAAGUUGCUAUUUUACUUUACUAUCACUAUUCUGCACAAUUGUGCACCAACACCAAUGACUGUUUAUAUGUAGUCAAAUCAAUAACCCGUUUAAAACUGGACUAUAGCUGUGUAAACAACUGCAAAAACAUGAAUAUGUUCAUAUUCCAUUUUUUUUAACCCAGAAAAAGACCGUUGGAAUUACUCCUUUACGAACCCAAAUAUUUGGUAGUAUCACAGCACUAUUGAAAUACCUCCGUUGAAAGGAACAUUGGUUUGUGUUCUGCGCAGGCUUUGUCCACAAGGAAUCGUGGGUAUUUUGAGUACAGGAAGUAUUGUUACGCACAGUGUCUGGCACGCAAUGCACACGGAAAGACAAACAUGGCGAUGAUGGUCAUGCGCCACCGUAGGUUAAAGGUGACCUGCUUUAUUUUAUUUUAUUUUAUAAUGUAUUUAUUUUUGGUGAAACUGAUAGGAUACUUAGGGUAAAGUGUACACUAACACAAAUAUAUAUAUAUAUAUAUAUUAAUAACACACACACACACACACUCACACUACCCCCCUCCCCCCAUUUCUCUCUACACCCCUCUGCGAUCGACUUGGGACCAGUUUAGAUGGAGAUUGAGAAUAUUCCAAAUGAUCAUGACAUGCCAUGUGUGAGACAUGUAAACGGCUUAUUUUGACUGUUUCAGAAACCGGAAUUUUGACAAUCUGAAUAUGAAUAUCAUAAUUUUACAUGCAUGUUAAAUUGCUCCAUGUAUAGCACUUUGUAUGCAGCAAUGGCUGUUUGAAAGUGCUCUAUAAAUACUCUUGACUUGAUUUGACUUGAAUGAACUUCUCACUACUGUCAUUUUGGCAUUUCCUUAAGAUAUCGCUCCAAUAAAAGUUAAUUUGAUAACGUAUCGCGACACAUUUUAGAAGUGGAACAUUUGGGUUCCUUUUGAUGCAGUCGCAUAUUCAAAUCAAAACUGAUUAUCUGAUACAAAUUCUUUUUUGUGACACCGCAAUCUGUUUUUGAUUUGGCUAGCAUCCAACUCCAUCCAUGCACAUCAAAGUCUGUCGCUCAAACCAACUUCUCAACUUCUCAGACAAAAAUCCUUUAAUACAUCACUCGUUAUUGUCUAAAUAAACUCUGAAUCUUGAGAGUAAAUAAUGACUCCUGCAGAGUGAGGGAAGCUAUGCUUCAAAAAAGUAGUUUUUCCCCACAUGCAUGAAAAUAACAAAUCUGCUGGGAACAAACAUUGGUUUGUGAAAAAUCUGAACUGGACCAUAUUUGGUCAUACGAGGCUUCCACCUGACAGCAAACGGUAUACGGUAAACGGUAUUACCAUACUUAACCGUACCGGAUUUAAAAAAAAAAGGUUUAAGGAAUUGUAACACAGAAUUUGAACAUUUUGAACCCCUCCAUAUCACUAGGGGUAGCCCACAUACUAACUACUACACUUUGAGAAUCACUGAUCUAAGUAAGGGCAGAUGUGGAGCAAGUCCGAAGAACGAGUCAUGGCAUAUUACCGAUGACAAAACUCUGAUCUAGAGAAACACAAUGUGACAAUUAGGUGCUGGUCCCUGCCACAGCAGUUUUAUGGUGUGAUGUUCCAAGUCUGAAGCGCUGUGUUCUGCAGAACGGCAGAUACAUCCAGUUCAUGAUCAGAGUGAGAUUCCUACACUUUGGUCGUGUGUUGGUUUGCCACCACCACUUUAUUUUGGGAGGUGGGGAGAAAGCCUUCUCCACCAAAAUGACUCCUUUUGUCAUUCUGAGUGAGCAAACAGGCAAUUUAGCGCGCACUAUUUGGCAUUUUAGUAAAUCAGGCCCCUAAUCUCAGGUGUCCGUCAGGACAGACCACUCGCAUGCCACGGAGACGGUCGAGGACCAGGCGGCAGCAGAUUCGUUAAAAAAAAAAAAAUGUGUUCAUCUUGUAACCUGCAACACUGUUGUAGGAACAAACCUUUUCCAUUUUCCCCUCAUCCCAAGUCAACAGUCUCCAUUUCUUGGAAGCAAGUGUGUGGAAACGUUUCAGAGAUCUGUGACUGCGGGGCUCCCGUCAUAAAAGCCCCGUAAUCGAGCACAGACCAUUUUACGUCUCGGUGUGGGUGUGUUGGUUUACAGGCACAUAGUUUAACAUUUACUUUGCUGUGUUCAUGAGCUUUACCUUUUUGUACAUAUUCCUGUGAGCACUUCCCCCUAACCUCGUUAAUCCACGAGGUUUGGAAUGAAGGAAAGAAGAUACUUUUUCAAAUUUAUCCUAUCGGUCUGUAAGAAGUGUUUUAUUUGAGUAAGUGGUUUCCCCCCAUUUUGCAUUCAGAUAAUGUAAGAGGAUUUAACUUCUAAGAAGCAAAACAGUGUCUGUGUACAGUACUGGGUUGUCAUAUUGAUCUUGCUGUGUUGCUGUCAGUGUUCCAUAUAAACUGUUGCAGUUCAUGCUUUAGUUUAGGCCUUUCCACUGAAGUAUUUUCGGGGAUGGGUAAUGUUUUGAUACACCGCAGUUAAUCUCAUUUGUAAUCCAUUCCAAAUUAGGAUGUUUCAUUCAAAAAGCAGUCAUACCAGUGUUGAAAUUGUCAGACUACAACUAUAACUAUCGAGAUCGCAAAGACCCUUGUUUACUAAAGCACGGCUCUCAUUCACACUACUAAUGGUAUUCCUUUUAAGGACAAAUGUACUCAGAGGUUUUCAUUGUUUAUUAAAAAAAACACUCCCCAAGCCGUUUUCACAUGUUAAAAGUACAAUUGAAUUAAAUCAGUUGUGCAGCUAAGUCACAAAUUUGGAUUCUGAAAGUAUUUGUAAAAGGUACUCUGUCCCUGUAAGCCUUUUUGUUGACACACCCAUCAAAGUGUUCAUUGACAACAAGCGUGCAUUUUUUUGCACUAUGUAUAUACAAUGGUAAAAAAAAAGAUGUCUUGUGAUUUACAAUGAGCAAAAAACAAAACGGUUCAAUGAAGUACUUUUUCAGUGUGUUCUAUGUCUUUAUAUGAAUAUUUAUGACGGUGUAGACUACAUCACUAGCAACAUUGUAAGAGGCUGUCUCUCAAAAUCCUUAAACUCUAUGGACUGCUGAUUAACAUCAUUAAAAUGUUGUUGAACAAUUCA